This is a messenger RNA of Trichomycterus rosablanca, 1718 nucleotides long. It is a transcript of the gene btg2, whose product is annotated as B-cell translocation gene 2. Bases 221 to 715 code for a protein of 164 amino acids. Gene Ontology annotation, biological process: negative regulation of cell population proliferation; negative regulation of mitotic cell cycle. The record is from RefSeq and is a predicted model, not a curated record. Lineage: Eukaryota; Metazoa; Chordata; Actinopteri; Siluriformes; Trichomycteridae. The transcript has 2 exons. Gene Ontology annotation, cellular component: cytoplasm; nucleus.
UCAGUCGGAGCUCCGCCGGGUCCGCGCUGCUUUAUUUACUGCAGUUUCCUUCACAAGUUGCAAAGUUCGGUUCAUUGGAAGUGUGUCUGUGAGGAAUGUUGGUUUUGUUAGCGGAUUGAAGUCGCUGUAUCGGUUGAAUAAUUGAAGUGAAGGCGGCGGUGUUUAGCUGUUAGCAUAACCGACUGAGGUGACCAAGGUUCCGGUUCUGUUCAGGGAUAACAUGAGCUCCGGGAUGAGGCCUGAGAUCGUUCCUGAGAUUAAAGCUGCGGUCAGUUUCAUCUGCAGGUUCCUCAGGAGCAGCGGAGUUCUGACUGAAACACAACUGCAGGUCUUUAAAGAGUGUCUACAGCAAGCACUGUCAGAUCACUACAGGCACCACUGGUUCCCAGACAGACCUCAGAAGGGCUCCGGUUACCGCUGCAUCCGGAUCAAUCACGAGAUGGACCCUGUGAUCGGCAGGGUGGCGUGUCGGGUGGGUCUGAGCGGCGAGCGGCUCUUCUCUCUCCUCCCGCGAGAACUGACUCUGUGGAUCGACCCGUACGAGGUGUCCUACAGGAUCGGAGAGGACGGUUCCAUCUGCGUCCUGUACGAAUCGGAACCUCCCGCGCCCGCACCCUCGCUGCCCUCGUUCGGCCCUCUGGAGUGCAGGAACCGCUUCCUGAUGGGCGGCAGGACCAGCCCCCCCAAGCACUACCUCAUGACCGUGUCCAGCUGAGGAGACUCGGGGACGCGCCGCCACCGCCGCCGUGCACCGGACUGUUUAACGUUCCUGAGACUUUCAUUUCUAGACAUUUUAUCCCUCGUUAAAUCUUAAUCACUUUCUUUACCUCUAACUCGGCUGCACUGAGGCCCUGCCCCCAAAACCAGUCCUAUAGAAAGCAAUAAAUGACCCGGGGUGAAUUCUCUCACAAUGUUCAUUAGUUCACCAACAUCUCAAUCUCAGUAUAAUCUGGUGUGAGUGCUGCUCUCAUCUGCUUUAAUAACACUUGAUUUGCCCUAAAGGAUCCUCCUGUCAGCACCCGCACUGUAACAGCUUCUUUAGUUAUCAAAUAUCUGGUCGAUUGAGGAUUUAACCCCUAAAACCACCCACUUAUUAUACAGAUCAUCUUAAUCCAUCAGUGUGUGUGUGGAUGUAAUGCUGCCUGUCUGGGGCGCCCCCUCUCAGACUGACAUUAGUUCUAAUCCUAGACUAACAGGCUAGACUCGUUGCCUGAUUCCUGUUGGUGCCCUGCAGGGACCUGGAGCUGGUACACGUGUGGGUUUGAUGGUGAACUGGUGCUGCGCCGCUCUCACAGGAAUGUAAAUCAGCUGCUGUGAGACGCCGCGCCGUAACGCCGCUCGUGUUUUUUAAUCGUUAAGAGAAUUUCUGCUGCCUUAAAGCUGAACGUCGCUGCCAAACUUGUUUUUGUGCAAUAUGAAGUGUUUCCAAGAAAAAUAGUUCCUUCCCCCCCUGAUGUCGUGAAAUGAUGGUCGGUGGAAGAGUUAAACUGGUUCUGGAUGCUGGUGAUAGCCACUGGUUUUCUGUAGCAUUCUCUUUUACUGGGCUGCAGAGCAGCUUCUUUGUUUACUGAUGUAGACGAGAACGUGUAGUUUGUAAGCUAUUUUAAGCGCCGUUUGCUUUUUAUUGUACUUUUGUAACGAAUUUGUGCAUAAUAUAGAGAACCUGUACAGUUUUGUGCAAUUUUUAUGACAAUAAAAUUUUAUUAUGAAAUCACAAA